AUGGGAUCCAUGAAACCUCUAUCACUCCAACAAAUCCCCUUCUCCUACGCAUCCUGCUCAAUCGGAUGCGGACCCAGCGACACCUUACCCCGAAGACUCGAAGCAAUCGGCCGAGCAGGAUUCAAAGCCAUCGAGCUCUCAUUCCCGGAUAUCCUCGACUAUGGCGAACACCUGCUAGGCCAUCCAAUCCAGCCCAAUGACUAUAACGAGCUGACCUCGGUCGCCCGGGAGAUUCGCACCCUGUGCAAAGCGAAUGGCUUGUCAGUGAUGAUGCUGCAACCCUUUGCCAAUUUUGAGGGGUGGCCGAAAGAUUCGCCUGAGCGGAAGGAUGUGUUUGAGAGGGCGGCGGGUUGGAUUGAGAUCAUGAAGGUUGUUGGGACGGAUAUUCUGCAGGUCGGAGCAACCGACACACCCGCGGAUAAAAUCUCGAUUGACCGCUCAACAAUCGUCUCAGAUCUACGCGAACUAGGCGAAAUGCUAGCCAAGCAUAAAUUCCGCCUCGCCUACGAAAACUGGUGCUGGUCCACCCACGCGCCGGGUUGGAAAGAAGUCUGGGAAAUCGUGCGCGAGGUCAAUCUCCCCAACGUCGGCCUUUGCCUGGACACGUUCCAAACCGCCGGCAGUGAAUGGGGCGAUCCAACCUCGCCCACCGGACUGAUCCGCAACGUACCCGAGAACGAGUUGAAGAAGAAGUUCGCCGCAAGUAUGAAAGAGCUGGCACUCACUAUUCCCGCAGAUAAAAUAUAUCUCCUGCAGAUCUCGGACGCGUAUAAGGUGUCGCCGCCGUUGGAGGAUAAGGUUGUGGACGGGUUGAGGCCGCAGGGCCGGUGGAGCCAUGAUUAUAGGCCUAUGCCGUAUGACGGCGGGUAUUUGCCGAUUGAGGAUAUUGCGAGGGCAGUUUUGCAGACGGGGUUCCGGGGUUGGUUUUCGAUGGAGAUUUUUGAUGCGGGGCCGCAGGGGAAGGGGAAGAAGUAUGAGAUGGAGCCGUUUGCGAAGAAGGCUAUGGAGAAUAUGCAGAAGUUGUUGAAGAAUUGUGAUCCGAGUAGAUGA
Penicillium subrubescens is the source of this 1050-nucleotide messenger RNA. RefSeq names its product sugar phosphate isomerase/epimerase family protein. NCBI's taxonomy places the organism in Eukaryota, Fungi, Ascomycota, Eurotiomycetes, Eurotiales, Aspergillaceae. The transcript has 2 exons. Bases 1 to 1050 code for a protein of 349 amino acids. The record is from RefSeq and is a predicted model, not a curated record.